Molecule: messenger RNA, 3752 nt
Organism: Salmo salar (Atlantic salmon)
Lineage: Eukaryota; Metazoa; Chordata; Actinopteri; Salmoniformes; Salmonidae
Product: BTB/POZ domain-containing adapter for CUL3-mediated RhoA degradation protein 2
Biological process (GO): negative regulation of Rho protein signal transduction; proteasome-mediated ubiquitin-dependent protein catabolic process; protein homooligomerization
Cellular component (GO): Cul3-RING ubiquitin ligase complex
Molecular function (GO): protein binding; ubiquitin-protein transferase activity
Source: RefSeq, a predicted model, not a curated record
CCGGGAGGGAGGUGGAUGGGAGUUGUAGUAGGAAACUUGUAUGUAGUCGGGAAAGUUAUUUAUCGUCGUUGCCUUGUAAAUAUUGACAAUUGUAGGUGGCGUACAUAACAUAGCUUUUAAUGUACUAACGAACACCUGUUCAACAAACUAAUUAUCCCAAGAGAAAGACGGCGUGGGUAUGAUCUGCCUGUCCAGUGAAAGGCUGUGGCGGCCCCCCCCAGUGGCUGUCACCACGGCGGGGGACAUCAGGACCUCCAUCUGCAGGGUGGUCAUCUACCUUCAGAGGGACAUGUCCGGGGACAGCUGCCAGCUCCCGCUGCACCGGCUAUGCCUCCAGACCCAGGUCACGUCCACAGGCUCCCAGGCCAUCUCCACUGGCUCCCAGGCCAUCUCCACUGGCUCCCAGGCCAUCUCCACUGGCUCCCAGGUCACGUCCACUGGCUCCCAGGCCAUUAGACCUUCCCAUGAAGCCUCCCAGAUGGCGUGUCCCAAGUCCAAGACGUGCAGCUACAGAGCAGCGUUGGGCCUGGGUAACAAGUAUGUGCGUCUAAACGUAGGGGGGACCCUGUUCUACACCACGCUGCAGGUGCUCACCAGGCAGGACUCCAUGCUGAAGGCCAUGUUCAGUGGCAGGAAGGAGGUCUUCAUUGACAGAGAAGGCUGGAUCCUGAUAGAUCGCAGUGGGAAGCACUUUGGCUCCAUCCUGACGUACCUGCGGGAGGAAGCGGUCUCCUUGCCCCCUGGCAGGCAGGGGGCUCUAGAGCUGCUGGCAGAGGCCAAGUAUUAUCUCAUCCAAGGUCUGGUGGAGCUGUGCCAGGGAGGCCUGCAGGACCAGAAGGAGCCGUCUCUGUGUGUAAUCCCUGUUGUCACCUCUGCCAAGGAGGAAGAUAGACUGAUCCAGGCCUGCACCAAGCCUGUCGUGAAGCUGCUGUACAACAGAAGCAACAACAAGUACUCCUAUACUAGUAACUCAGACGACAACCUGUUGAAGAAUAUUGAGCUGCUUGACAAGCUGUCUCUGAGCUACAACGGCCGUGUUCUCUUCAUCAAGGACGUGAUCGGUGAUGAGAUCUGUUGCUGGUCGUUCUACGGACAGGGACGCAAGCUGGCAGAGGUCUGCUGCACAUCCAUAGUUUACGCCACAGAGAAAAAACAGACCAAGGUGGAGUUCCCAGAGGCCAGGAUCUACGAGGAGACCCUGAACGCUUUGCUCUAUGAGACACUUCCUGUCCCUGACGACUCCCUAUUGGAGGCCACACGCCGUCGACACGCCCACAGUCACACCCACUGUGGUUUCCACAGCGAGGAGGAAGAAGGCCCCACCCACUCUGGGGUGGACCUUAGGGAGCGCGUGCGCCGCAUCCACGUCAAGAGGUACAGCACCUACGACGACUGGCCGCUGGGACACUAAGGAUGCGUCUCAAAUUGCACCCUAUUCCCUAUAUGGUGUACUACUUUUGACCCGGGCUCUAUAUAGGAAAUAGGGGCCUAUAAGGCUCUAUAUAGGAAAUAGGGCUCUAUAUAGGAAAUAGGGGCCCAUAGGGCUCUAUAUAGGAAAUAGUGGCCUAUGGGGCUCUAUAUAGGAAAUAGGGGCCCAUAGGGCUCUAUAUUGGAAAUGGGGGCCCAUAGGGCUCUAUAUAGGAAAUGGCGGCCCAUGGGGCUCUAUAUUGGAAAUAGUGGCCCAUAGGGCUCUAUUGGAAAUGGGGGCCCAUAGGGCUCUAUAUUGGAAAUAGUGGCCCAUAGGGCUCUAUUGGAAAUGGGGGCCCAUAGGGCUCUAUAUAGGAAAUGGGGGCCCAUAGGGCUCUAUAUUGGAAAUGGGGGCCCAUGGGGCUCUAUAUUGGAAAUGGGGGCCCAUAGGGCUCUAUAUUGGAAAUGGGGGCCCAUGGGGCUCUGGUCGAAUGUAGAGAAUAAUGUGCCGUUUUUGACGAAGCCUAUCUAACCACAGUGGAGGAAACUGGUUCCCUGCUGACCGGCCGCUGGGACACUAAGUAUACGUCUCAAGUGAUGCCCUAUGUAGUGCACUACCAUUCGAACCCUCAUCUCCCUGUCAGUCACCUCUCAGUGAGAACCUCAAAAUGUAUUUAAUGAUUCAUCAAACCUAUCUGCACUAAUUACUGUUACUGCAGCCCUUGGUGAGAGUGAGUGAUGGCUCCCAAAAGGCACCCUAUUCCGCAUCCUAUACCCAUAAGGCUCUGUUCAAAAGUAGUGUAUAAGUUAGUAAGAUGUAAAAUUGCGCGACUAAGAUCUCUGCAAAACAUCAAAAUGAGUGACAGAUUUCAUAAGUUAUCACAGAUGAAUUCUGACUAUUUUGAGGAAGUGUAUUCUGGCUACGGCAUCUCAAUAUGGACAAACAGUACUAUUGCCACUUUUUUUCAAAUUUUUCAAGGGAGUAUGUGAGCACACUUGUUUGCCUACGGCUAGGCGCCAGCCGAACUGUAGCAUGCUGACGCCUUAAGGAUGUGUCCCAUCUAACCACAGAGGAGGAAACUGGCUCCCGCUGGCUCUUCACUUAAUCACAACACCCACCGCUGAAGCACUGGUGUUGUUGGCCCCAAAAUGGCCUUGGGCACAAAAUGGCUGCCAUACUGCAUCACCCUGGUGCCUGACAGACUUUGUCGAUGGAAAACUCAUGAUUUAAAAUGUUGAGAUGCUUAUGCUAUUUCGCCUUUAUUUUAUAUAGAACUCUCUUCUUCACAACACAAUCAAAUCUGUGUUCAUACAAUCAAAAUUGCAACUUCAAAUCAGCGUAGAUGAAGGGGAGGAGACCGGUUAAAGAUGGAUUUUUAAACCUUGUGACAAUUGAGACAUGGAUUGUGUAUAUGUGCCUUUCAGAGGGUGAAUGGGCAAGACAAAAUAUUUAAGUGCCUUUGAACGGGGUAUGGUAGUAGGUACCAGGCCCAUCCAGCAAACUUGACACAACUAUGGGAAACAUUGGAGUCAAUUUGGGCCAGCAUCCCUGAGGAAUGCUUUUGACUCCUUGUAGAGUACAUACUCCAACAAAUUGAGGCUAUUCUGAGAACAUAAAGGGGUGGGGGCAACUCAAUAUUGGGAAGGUGUUCCUAAUGUUUGGUGUACUCCGUGUAGGAAGCCAUCAGACUUAUAGAUGGUUAUAUGUACAUUUAUUAUACAGCUAUCAAACUUUUUUGGUGGGGAAUUGUGACAAGUUCAAGGACCAGCAAAUGUAUCACAAGCAAUCAAAAUCAACUACCGUAGGCCUUUGGCCUUCUGUGAAUAGACAGGGAAGACUGUGAAUGUUUUUUUGUUAUGUCUAUAUUUAUAGUUUUGAGAGUUUCUCAUAUCACAUGUUGACAUAUAAUCAUGCCUAAGACUUUUUCAUGAAAAUUAACUUGAGGGACACAUUCAACGAUGUCUAUAAAUGGCUAAUCUCAUUGCAAGAUACUUCGGCCCAGUGCAGUAGCCCUGGGAUCAUGUUAAUGCUUUGUGCAGUAGCCCUGGGAUCAUGUUAAUGCUUUGUGCAGUAGCCCUGGGAUCAUGUUAAUGCUUUGUGCAGUAGCCCUGGGAUCAUGUUAAUGCUUUGUGCAGUAGCCCUGGGAUCAUGUUAAUGAAUGGCAGGUCAUUCUUAUUAACAGUUUUAAUCAGGUAUUCACUGAAGACAUUUCCUCUUCACACUUUUAAGGGAGUGCCUCACUCUCUAACGUGUUUUAAUGCAAUUGAAUCUUUAUUCCUUUAUUUUCACUUGGUUUUCCAUAAUAAAAAAAGGUUUCAAAUAACCCAGUGUUUGUGUAACAGGA